Adineta steineri is the source of this 798-nucleotide messenger RNA. NCBI's taxonomy places the organism in Eukaryota, Metazoa, Rotifera, Eurotatoria, Adinetida, Adinetidae. The record is from the annotation of a GenBank genome assembly.
AUGAAGCAAUUCAUUUGGUUAUUUUUUAUUUGCAUUUGUACAUUACCAAAUGUUCUUAGCAAAGAAGAUGUUCUUUCGGAAAAAAUUCAACAAUUAACAGACUGGUCACUUAAAAAACCGAUUAUCCGUUUAAAUAGUGAACGUUUUAAACAUUAUGUUAAAACAGCACCACGAAAUUAUUCCAUGAUUAUCAUGCUUACUGCACUUUCGCCAUCAAGAUCAUGUGGUAUCUGCAAACAAGCUCAGGAUGAAUUUCAAAUCGUUGCCCAAAGUUAUCGUUAUUCAAGUGCAUUUACAAAUAAACUCUUUUUCGCUAUGGUAGAUUUUGAUGAUGGACAAGAUGUAUUUCAAUAUUUAAAAUUAAAUUCAGCACCAGUAUUUAUUCAUUUUCCACCUAAAAUGAAACCAAAAAAGAACGAUUUUAUGGAUAUUAGUCGUUCAGGAUUUUCUGCUGAAGCACAAGCUAAAUGGAUUCAUGAUCGUGCUGAUGUUCAUAUUCAUGUAUUUCGUCCACCAAAUUAUUCCGGAUUUUUAUUAGUCGUAUUACUUGUAACAAUGAUCGGUGGUCUUCUUUAUAUUAAACGAAAUAGUCUUGAAUUUCUUUAUAAUCCAGUUGUUUGGGGAAUGUUUAUAAUUCUCGCUAUUUUAAUUUGUAUUUCUGGACAAAUUUGGAAUAGUAUACGAGGUUCACCUUUUCUUCAUCGUAAUCCUCAAACAGGUCAAAUUGGUUUAUUCAGUGGAAGUUCCGGUUAUCAAUUUAUUGCUGAAACAUACGUCGUAAGGAAUUUUGAAAGAUAG